AUGGCUCCGGUGUUAUACUAUGUGGCAUAUGGAGGGGUCGUGUGUGCAGUAGAGGAGUUGUUGAAAAACGGGGCAUACGUCAACGCUCAGGGCGGCAGGUACGGCAACACUCUCCAAGCUGCUUCAUACGGAGGUCGCAAAGAGAUCGUCCAGAUGCUUCUCGACAAGGGAGCAGACGUCAACGCCCAGGGCGGCAACUUCGGCAACGCUAUCCAAGCUGCUUCAUCAGGAGGCCACCAAGAGAUCGUCCAGAUACUCCUUAGCAAGGGAGCAGACGUCAACGCCCAGGGCGGCAACUUCGGCAACGCUCUCCAAGCUGCUUCAUACGGAGGUCGCAAAGAGAUCGUCCAGAUGCUUCUCGACAAGGGAGCAGACGUCAACGCCCAGGGCGGCAACUUCGGCAACGCUCUCCAAGCUGCUUCAUACGGAGGUCGCAAAGAGAUCGUCCAGAUGCUUCUCGACAAGGGAGCAGACGUCAACGCCCAGGGCGGCGAGUACGGCAACGCUCUCCAAGGUGCUUCAUACGGAGGUCGCAAAGAGAUCGUCCAGAUGCUUCUUGACAACGGAGCAGACACCGGCAACGCUCUCCAGGGCGCUUCAUACGGAGGUGACGAAGAGAUCGUCCAGAUACUUCUCAACAAGGGAGCAGACGUCAACGCCCAGGGCGGCGACUUCGGCGACGCUCUCCAAGGUGCUUCAUAUAGAGGCCACCAAGAGAUCGUCCAGAUACUCCUUGACAAGGGAGCAGAUGUCAAUGCUCAGGGCGGCCCCUUCGGCAACGCUCUCCAAGACGCUUCACGGGAAGGCCACAAAGAGAUCGUCCAGAUGCUUCUUGACAAGGGAGCAGAUGUCAAUGCUCAGGGCGGCAACUUCGGCAACGCUCUUUAUGCUGCUUCAGAUAGGGGCCACAAGGAGAUCGUCCAGAUACUCCUUGGCAAGGGAGCAGACGUCAACACCCAGGGCGGCAACUUCGGCAACGCUCUCCAAGCCGCUUCAUUUGGAGGCCACCAAGAGAUCGUCCAGAUGUUUCUUGACAACGGAGCAGACACCGGCAACGCUCUCCAGGGCGCUUCACGGGGAGGCCACCAAGAGAUCGUCCAGAUACUCCUUGAUAAUGGAGCAGACGUCAACGCCCAGGGCGGCGAGUACGGCAACGCUCUCCAAGCUGCUUCAUCAGGAGGCCACCAAGAGAUCGUCCAGAUACUCCUUGGCAAGGGAGCAGACGUCAACGCCCAGGGCGGCGAUUUCGGCAACGCUCUCCAAGCUGCUUCAUCAGGAGGCCACCAAGAGAUCGUCCAGAUACUCCUUGGCAAGGGAGCAGACGUCAACGCCCAGGGCGGCAACUUCGGCAACGCUCUCCAAGGUGCUUCAUACGGAGGCCACCAAGAGAUCGUCCAGAUACUCCUUGGCAAGGGAGCAGACGUCAACGCCCAGGGCGGCAACUUCGGCAACGCUCUCCAAGCUGCUUCAUACGGAGGUCGCAAAGAGAUCGUCCAGAUACUCCUUGACAAGGGAGCAGACGUCAACGCCCAGGGCGGCAACUUCGGCAACGCUCUCCAAGCUGCUUCAUACGGAGGUCGCAAAGAGAUCGUCCAGAUACUCCUUGACAAGGGAGCAGACGUCAACGCCCAGGGCGGCAACUUCGGCAACGCUCUCCAAGGUGCUUCAUACGGAGGCCACCAAGAGAUCGUCCAGAUGCUUCUUGACAACGGAGCAGAUGUCAACACCCAGGGCGGCCCCUUCGGCAACGCUCUCCAGGGCGCUUCAUCAGGAGGCCACCAAGAGAUCGUCCAGAUACUCCUCGACAAGGGAGCAGACAUUUGCAACGCUCUCCAAGCUGCUUCAUGCGGAGGUUAUCAAGCAGUUGUCGAGACAAUCAUCAACUCAGGAAAGGUCGAUGUCGAUUCGAGAGACGAGCACGGUCGAUCGCCGCUGUCGUGGGCGGCUGAGUACGGUCAAAACUCUGUCCUCAGAACUUUUCUCGACUUGCGAACGGACGUUAUGGCAACGCGCAACGACACAGGGACGCCGCCAGAUUGUACCUCUGACAACGGGCAGUCCGCGGAUGUUUACCAGCAAACAACAGAUUCACUUAUUGUACCAAUCGAUAAAGGCAAUGCAGCAAAUGAGAUCCAUGCGUAUGGCGUUAACGUAAAUUCCAAGGAUGUUGAGGGUGCCACACCAAUUAUAUGGGCCGCGAGAGGGGGCCACGAGGAUGCGGUUCGUCUGCUUUUGUCCCAAGCGACCUUGGAUCCAGAUUCUUGUGAUAAGAACGGCCGUACAACGCUUUCAUGGGCUGCUAGUAAAGGGCAUGUAGCUAUUGUGCAUUUACUCCUUGCGAACACUAUGGUGGACAUCAAUUCACAAGACCGGGAUGGCUACACGCCACUGAUGUGGGCUAUGCGGAAAUCUCACCUUCGUGUGGCGAAAUUACUAUUUCAGGGCGGGAGUCGUAUGUCAGACACGUUGAAAGCCAGCCUGGCUUUUCAGGCGUUCUGGUUGACUCCAGCAGACGAUUUGGAUCAGUUUCUGACCGACAUUGGUUAUGUCGAAGAUCACGACUUGUUAGGGCUUCAAGCAUUGUUUUCACUUCCUUUGACAUGA
Messenger RNA from Colletotrichum spaethianum, 2604 nucleotides. Its product is annotated as ankyrin repeat domain-containing protein 50. The coding region runs from base 1 to 2604 and encodes 867 amino acids. Gene Ontology annotation, molecular function: protein binding. The transcript has a single exon. The record is from RefSeq and is a predicted model, not a curated record. NCBI's taxonomy places the organism in Eukaryota, Fungi, Ascomycota, Sordariomycetes, Glomerellales, Glomerellaceae.